Molecule: messenger RNA, 3400 nt
Organism: Cololabis saira (Pacific saury)
Lineage: Eukaryota; Metazoa; Chordata; Actinopteri; Beloniformes; Belonidae
Gene: slc38a7
Product: solute carrier family 38 member 7
Exons: 12
Coding region: 207-1595 (462 amino acids)
Biological process (GO): amino acid transmembrane transport
Molecular function (GO): L-leucine transmembrane transporter activity; L-asparagine transmembrane transporter activity; L-glutamate transmembrane transporter activity
Source: RefSeq, a predicted model, not a curated record
CUCAGCUGGCAAAACACCGGAGACAGUCAUUCCUGCCAAGGAGACACAAGAUCAUUUCCCUCAUGGCCUCACUGUUACACGAUCACGCUCCAUAACUGAGGAUCAUCAGCCGCCUCUUGACUGUCGUGAGGCCGAACUGCAGCCGAGUCUUCUCACUCUGACUUUGUCUGCUGACUUGGUUUCACUCGGACACUAAUUUUUUUGAAAUGGCUAUUAACACUGAUGCAGAGGAUUGGACUGGUAUCGGCAGCAAUGACUCUGGGGAAAGAGCGUGGCUCUUGCAGAGCCCCAGUGUGGAUUCUGUGGGGCACCUUGAUGGGGACGGUAGGAGGAGUCGAGGUGUGUCGUCCAUAGGAGCCGUCUUCAUCGUAGUGAAUGCAGCACUUGGAGCAGGUCUGCUCAAUUUUCCUGCAGCGUUCAACAUGGCAGGAGGAGUAACUGCAGGAGUUAUGCUCCAGAUGUUUAUGCUGAUCUUCAUCAUCAGUGGGCUCGUAAUCCUGGGCUAUUGCUGCUUGGUGAGCAAUGAAGGCACCUACCAGGAAGUUGUUCGGGCCACCUGUGGGAAAGUCACAGGAGUCGUAUGUGAAAUAGCCAUUGCCAUCUACACCUUUGGCACUUGCAUUGCUUUCUUUAUCGUCAUUGGAGACCAGCUGGAUCGCUUGAUUGCAGCAGUAGCUCAAAGCACAGACGACACAGUCAGCAGCUACUGGUACACUGACAGGAAGUUUACCACCGUCGUUACUGCAGUCCUCGUCAUUCUUCCUCUCUCCAUCCCCAAAGAAAUCGGCUUUCAGAAGUAUGCAAGUGCCCUGAGUGUGAUAGGAACCUGGUACGUUACAGUCGUGGUCAUUGUGAAGUACAUCUGGCCAGACAAAGAGGUCACUCCAGGCUAUAUUCCCAGCAGUUCUGCUUCAUGGACAGCAGUUUUCAAUGCAAUGCCCACCAUAUGCUUUGGUUUCCAGGUAUCUCCUCAUUCAUGCCACGUCAGCUGUGUGCCUGUGUUCAACAGCAUGAGGAGGAAAGAGAUCAAACCGUGGGGAGUUGUGGUGACCCUCAGCAUGAUAAUCUGUCUGUUUGUUUACACAGGAACAGGUGUUUGUGGCUUCUUGACUUUUGGCUCCAACGUGAGUCAGGAUGUGCUGAUGUCGUACCCUCCUGAUGACAUUCCAGUCGCCAUCGCAAGAGCUUUCAUCGUCGUAUGUGUGGUCACCUCCUACCCCAUCUUGCACUUCUGCGGCAGGGCAGUUAUAGAGGGACUUUGGCUGCGCUUCCAAGGUGAGCAGGUGGAGGUGUGUGUUCGUCGCGAGAGGAGGAGGAGGAUCCUGCAGACGCUGAUUUGGUUCGUCAUCACCCUGGUCCUUGCCCUGUUCAUCCCAGACAUCGGCCGCGUUAUCUCACUGAUAGGAGGACUGGCAGCCUGCUUCAUUUUUGUGUUCCCAGGUUUGUGUUUGAUGCAAGCCAAACUGUCUGAGACGGACAACCGAUCUGCAAGCUGGCACGUGUUGCUGGUCUUCGGCGUUGCCAUGGUCACACUUGGGGCAUUCAUCUUCGGCGUCACUACAACAAACUCCAUCUAUCAAGAUGUUGUCAACUAAAAGGGAUGUUUUUUUUGGGGGGAGGCACUGUCCUCCGUAAAGGGAAUGCUGAGACCUGUGCUGCUACACUGCAUGAGAUGAAAUAUUUCAUGACUCUCAUUUCUAAAAGCUCAAGUCCAUCACAGCUCACCCCGUCAGAUCUGGAGUGUUUGGUUCAGUCCACUUCAUGCCGCCAUCUUCAGACACUUUCAUUUUAGUUCCCUGUGAAGUUUAAACAGCAUGUUGAGUUUUUGACUGUCACAACUCCUGAGGAAAACGGACUGGUUUCUCCUGUUUCUGGACGCUGUAUUGGCAUUGCUGUCCUGUCUAGAAGAACCCAAGGACUUUGUGUGAAAAAGCCUUAAAAUCAGAUUGAUUUUGCUGCUGAAAUUGUACCAAUUUGUGACUUUAACUUGCAUGUCAAUGCUUAUAAUUGGAAAUCAACUCGGUGUUCCCACGUCCUGGUCCGUAAUCUCAUCCAGGUCCAGACUCAUUAAAGGAGCUGCUGAUAGUUUAUCUUCUCUCGUGAAAAACUGAUUCAAGUAAUGUGCUGACACGCUACAAGACGGCAUGUUUGACAUCUGACACAAACGCAGGAAUGCAGUUUAACUCAAUCAAGAGUUUUCAUCCAUAGGGAUGAGAUAAGCUGAUUUCAGGUAGUCAUCCGAUUUAUUUAUUUAACAGAUUUUUUUUAAUGAAGUUACAGUAGAAUUAUUUUUGGAGUUGGUUUGCAUUUGAGCAACUGAGUACAAAACUGUAUUUGUAAAAUAAUGAACUGCCUGAAAGGACAGGGGACUAGUUCUGUGUACGAGUCUGCAGGGUUUCCAAGGCAACCAGUACCUUUGCAUUAGGAUAUGAAAACUUCCUCUGGAGGAAUAAAGAAUCGCUUCCUUGUUGCUAUUGGUCCCCUCAUAGAUUUUAGUUCAUUUACAGAAAGUUGUUUGCAUAUUGGUGGGAAACAUCUGGAAGACUGCAGACCUCAAGCUUCAAGAGGACUGAAAAUAGUCCUUUUGUUGUAAUCAAAACCAAAGUGUGACUUUAUUUUACAUUACUUGGUUGCCAAAGUCUUUUGUGUGUAAACCCAACUGCGUUGAGCACAGUUGUGUUUAAGUUGACAUAUUAGUUCCAGGAGCUUUAUGGUUCAACCUCCAAAAAGUAACUGAAGUAUACGCGUAGAAGGAUGAGACUUGUAUUACCUGGACAUAAUUGAUUUCUAUCUGAUAAUUUCAUUGGACUGUAACAACCAACAGCUUAAAUGGGGUUUCAGUUGAUUUAAGAAUUAGGACUAGGCGUGUUUCCCCUGCUUUAUGAAACCCACCUAAAUGCUUGCAUAUUGUGAACAUGAGGGACGAAUGUUAAAAGGGAACCUUAUUUUGUUAGAAAAUGACGUGCGUUGUGUUCAACCUAAUGAUGCAUCGAUUCCUGGAAGGGAAAGAUGCUGCAGUCCAAGACGAGAGAGUUGAACAUCUCUUGUUGUUUACAAAGUUGUUUUUUUUUAUAUAUAGUUUGGUGCUUCAUUGUUAUAAGUUUCUUAUGUUUUCUGAGCAGUUUUGGUGCUUUUAUGAUCCUCGACUGAUUUACUGUAUUUUUUUUAGGUGGAAAAAUCAACACUAAUCGAAUCAUUAAUCCAUCAUCAGAUUUGUGUGACUGUCUUACAUUGAAACAUUUUGACUGGAUGUCGAAGUGGAAAUGUUUUGUGCUCAUCAAUGAUACUCCAACAACUGACCUGGUGUAGAAACUUGUGGAAAUAAUCUGACAAUCACAUCUCAUGUGUUCGAAGAAAAUGUUUAAUAAAGAGACAAACGUCAAGUGGUGGUGCUUUGAUU